Molecule: messenger RNA, 1891 nt
Organism: Rhopilema esculentum
Lineage: Eukaryota; Metazoa; Cnidaria; Scyphozoa; Rhizostomeae; Rhizostomatidae
Source: RefSeq, a predicted model, not a curated record
UCUACGUGAUUCUUAAUUAAGACUGUUCUAUUAAAACUACAUUUGGGGUAAAAAAACAAACGAAAGAAACUAACUAAGUGAAACGAUGUUCUUCAAUUUAACUUGACACUUGUUUUUUUUAAUUAAACAAUGUCUGUGACUUGGGUGUUAAAUAGUCAAAGCCAAUCGACAAAUGCUUCAUAAAAAUCGUAUGAUGUUCUUUCAAACCAUCUAAGAGUCUUCUUUGCAGAUAAAUGAUUUAUGCAUAUCCAAUAAGUCAAGAUUACAACAUUCAGUGGAAUAAAAAGCUUGGAUCAGGAAUCAGCGGACCUGUUAGAGUAUGUACAGGCAAAGUCACAAAACAACAUUAUGCACUGAAAUGCUUGGUGGAUAGACCAAAAGCCAGGACAGAAGUGGAACUGCAUUACAGAUGUAAUCACCCAAAUAUUGUUCAAGUUAUAGAUGUGUAUGCAAAUGAAAUAGUUUUACCUGGAGAAAUGGUAUCCAAAUCAUAUUUGCUUAUGGUCAUGGAGUAUAUGGAGGGAGGUGAACUGUUUGAGCGAAUACGGAAGAAGGUCAGUUUCACAGAAAAGGAAGCAUGUGAGAUAACUAAGCAAAUUUCAUCUGGUUUGGGUCAUGUUCAUCAGAAAAAUGUUGCACAUAGAGAUUUAAAACCAGAAAAUCUGCUUCUUAAGAGUAGGACCGAUAACGUUUUUGUGAAAAUAGCUGACUUUGGUUUUGCAAAGGAAGACAAGGGAGAUCUGAUGACGCCCCAGUUUACUCCAUAUUAUGUUUCACCACAAGUUUUAGAAGCACAAAAAUUUCACAAGGCGCAGAAAUUAGGCCACAUUCCUGCAGGAAGCCCACCAUACACUUACAGCAAGAGCUGUGAUAUGUGGUCGCUUGGGGUGAUCAUCUACAUCAUGCUAUGUGGCUACCCGCCUUUCUACAGUGAAAACCCGCGCAAACAACUGUCUCAGGGAAUGCGACGGAGAAUAAUGGCUGGUGAAUACGACUUCCCACAUCACGAAUGGGGGCGUGUAUCUGACCUUGCAAAAGAUGUUGUCAAAAGGCUCCUGAAUGUAAAUCCAGAGGACAGAAUGACAAUACAGCAACUCCUGGUGCACCCAUGGCUAAAUAACGGAAAGGCUCCAAACACUCCUCUCCAGUCUCCUCACCAUUUGAUGGAUGAAGAAUCAUUUGAGGCAGCUAUGAAUGCACAUUCUGCGAUGCUUACUGAUAUGAGAUUGCCUGAACAAGCUUUCGGAAUUGACUCCAAUGCGAUGGCAAGGAACCCAAUAAUCCAAAGACGAAAGGCACCUGAUCAUGGGUAAGGCAGCAUUGCAAUUGUUUUUUCGAAACAGAUUUUUCUUUCUGUAUUGAAUAAGCUUUCCAGCUCAACAACACAGUAAGGUUCACCGGAAAUAGAUUAUCUGCCAAUCGGCUCGAACUGAAAACAUUCUGGUUAGCGCCUCAAAUAUAAUUGCCCUUUAAAAUUAAUUCGUGUUUGAAAAUGAUUGCCCCUCUUGGUUUUUUGCUGCUAUGUUUAGUUUUAAUUAAAGUUAUUUUUUUCUUGUUUAAUAAAUUUCUGCUUCAUUAUCUGUAUAAAGUAUUAAAAUUUCCAUGCGCUCUGCUGUUUUACAAUUUUAAGGUCAAAAAAUUUCGAUUUUGAAUAUAUAUCUCAAAAUAGAUCGUUAUACAUAAAUUUGUUGUUAAACCUUGGUGAUACACCAGUAGCUGAAAACGUUUUCCUUUGAACUGCAAUGCAGGCUACCUUACCUAUUCUCACCGGAUUUAUUAGAACUAACAUCGUCAAAUAUUUGCCGUGGCUUUAGAAGAAUCUUUUCGAUAGUUCCCUUUGAUUUCAUCUCUUCCAAUUUAAUUGAUAUAAUUCUACAAGCAAAAAAGAGAA